CUACUAUCGCCGACGCCGUGUUCUUGGUGGCACACCUUGUGCUGGUGGCGGUGGUGACUCUGCUGCGGUAUCUUUUCACACUGUUACCACUCUAACUAAUACUCCUACUCCUACUAGGAACAACAAAAACGAGCAAGAUGAGGAUAGUCGUGUGCUUGCUAGUGGUGUUAGGCUGCAUGGGCCUAGCGGAAGAGACAAAAAAUGAAGCGAGAUGCUCGCUUGGAUACUAUAAAUGCUACUACAACAGCUACUGCAUUCCCAACUAUCAGGUUUGCGACGGCGAAACGAACUGUGCCGUAUACGGCGACGACGAAAUGAACUGCGGGACUACUUCACACACUACCGAAGGAAGCUUGUGUCCCGAAGGCCAGUACGAGUGCCUGACCGGCCUGUGCAUCCCCGACACUUGGGUGUGCGACGGAACAGAGGAUUGCCCAGACUAUGGCGACGACGAGGACUGUUUCGAGAGCGAUUCCAUCACAGAUACCUGCCCAGAAGACACAUACCGGUGUAAUUACAAUGGACAGUGCCUUCUUAACUCCUUGGUAUGUGACGGCGUCAAAGACUGUCCCGAAUAUGGAGACGACGAGGCAGGCUGCACUACACACAUGCCGCCCCACCAACAACUGGAGUGUAGGGACAGCUUCGACUACAUCUACGACCGCUGCGUGCUGGUUGACCCCUUCACAACUACCAACUGGGACGAGGCGCGCUACCUAUGCGAAAAGUUCAGCAGUGACCUGGUGGUACUGAACGAUUACAACUUCUACGCCGAGCUCCUGCAGUACAUCAGGGACAAAGGCCUGGAUUCUUACAACUACUGGGUGGGCGCGACGGACCGGGCCGCGGAGGGGACGUGGCUCUGGGCUGACUCCUCCCCCGUCCCCUUCGGGGCGCCCCUCUGGGCCCUCUACGGCUGCACCGGGGACUACCAGCUGGAGCCGAGGCCCAGCGACGCCGCCAGUCAGGACUGUGCCCUUCUGGACAAGGACCGAGGCCUGCACGUGACCGACGCCUCUUGCGACGAGAGCUUCCCCACCAUCUGCCAGGCUACGAGUACCAAGAAGGAAACUAUGGUUGAGGAACCUAUCGAAAAGAAAUCAGCAUAAUGACGGAGUAUGAGUUCAAUACAAAAAGUAUUCUCAGCUAAUUAGAAAUGAUAGAUGAUAUGAAUCGCUGAAAGUAGAGGCAGUGGGUGCCGUAAUUAGAUCAUUAUACAAAAACGCUGAAGUUCAAAGAAAUACAUAUCAUCCUCUUAAUAUCUCUACAUCAAACCCCACCUCCACAUCACCACUCCACUACAACCACACUCCCCUUUCAGCACGAACCACCACACUCCACACAUACACACACCGCUUCCAAAAGACGCUAAAGAAUUCCCUGUUUCUCGAGAUCGCCGCAAGCUGCAACAAUGGCCACGGCGCAACACAGCCCAGGGCAGGACUGUGCAAACCGGGAACCUAUGAAUUGUGCCCCACAGGUGACCGGCUGGUUUGCUCCAACAAUUGACUCAUUUUCACGCCCAUUAAACGAGCUUUACUCAAACGCCAGUGACCUCAUACAUGCAAAAAAUAAAAUGUCCUGUACUUA
Eriocheir sinensis (Chinese mitten crab) is the source of this 1590-nucleotide messenger RNA. RefSeq names its product sortilin-related receptor-like. Gene Ontology annotation, molecular function: protein binding. Lineage: Eukaryota; Metazoa; Arthropoda; Malacostraca; Decapoda; Varunidae. Bases 138 to 1109 code for a protein of 323 amino acids. Gene Ontology annotation, cellular component: plasma membrane. The transcript has 6 exons. The record is from RefSeq and is a predicted model, not a curated record.